Molecule: messenger RNA, 456 nt
Organism: Malurus melanocephalus (red-backed fairy wren)
Lineage: Eukaryota; Metazoa; Chordata; Aves; Passeriformes; Maluridae
Product: REST corepressor 2-like
Exons: 4
Biological process (GO): regulation of transcription by RNA polymerase II; negative regulation of DNA-templated transcription
Cellular component (GO): histone deacetylase complex; transcription regulator complex
Molecular function (GO): transcription corepressor activity
Source: RefSeq, a predicted model, not a curated record
CUCCCGGAUAAGCUCAUUCCCAGUUUGGUGAAAUAUUAUUAUUCCUGGAAAAAAACCCGAUCCCGCACCAGCGUCAUGGACCGCCAGGCUCGGCGCCUGCUGGGCCGCCGGGACCGCGAUGACAGAGCAGGGGAUGCGGCGGGACGUACCAACCCCAAUUGCGGGGGGGGUUUGGGGGUUCACCCACCAUCCCACAAAACGGGGGCGCCCCGAAAAGAACCCCAAUACCGGCACCACCCCCCGGCCCGGCAGCGGCGCCGCCCCCCCCGCGGGAUGCGCCUGAGCCGCGACGACGUGGCCGAGGUGACGGCGAACCCCGACCUGGGAGCGCGGGCCCUGCGCCAGCUCGACUGCCAGCUGGUGGCCCUCAAACGCCAGGUGCAGCGCAUCAAACAGAUCAACAGCGGCCUCAGGCAGGCGCUGGACGGGGGUUUGGAGGGGCUGCGGCCGCCUGAG